CCUCCGUUGGUCUAGCUCUCCAAGCUGAUCGUCUGGGCUAGUCCUCACAUCGGCCCAUCUUCUACUGCCUCUCUGGAGCAGCCAUGAAGUCCCUGGUCCUGCUCCUUUGUCUUACUCAGCUCUGGGGCUGCCAAUCAGCUCCAGGGCUGGGUUUCAGAGAAUUGGCUUGUGAUGACCCAGAAGUAGAUCACGUAGCUUUGAUGGCCGUGGACUACCUCAAUAAACAUCUGCUUUAUGGAUUCAGGCACGCCUUGAAUCAGGUUGACAAAGUCAAGGUGUUUCUUCGGCGGCCCUUCGGAGAGGUGUAUGAGUUGGAAGUAGACACUCUGGAGACCACCUGCCAUGUUCUGGACCCCACUCCCCUGGCCAACUGUUCUGUGAGGCAGGUGGCCGAGCAUGCGGUGGAGGGAGACUGUGACUUCCACAUUCUGAAACAAGAUGGCCAGUUCUCUGUGUUACACGCAAAGUGCCAUUCCACUCCAGACUCUGCAGAGGACGUGCGUAAGAUAUGCCCACAGUGCCCACUCCUGGCUUCACGCAAUGACAGCAAUGUGGUGCAUGCCGUCAAUGUUGCCAUGGAUGCCUUCAAUGCACAGAAUAACGGAACCUAUUUCAAACUGGUGGAGAUUUCCCGCGCUCAAAACGUGCCUCUCCCAAUUUCUACUUUUGUGGAGUUUGUGGUAGCCGCUACUGAUUGCGCUGCUCAAGAGGUCACAGAUCCAGCCAAAUGCAACCUGCUGGCAGAAAAGCAAUACGGUUUCUGCAAGGCGAGUGUUGUCCAGAAGCUUGGUGGGGAAGAGGUCUCAGUGGCCUGCAGAAUCUUCCAGAAACAGCCCCAGCCAGCCAGUGUUGCCGCCGAAGCAGGCCCUGCACCUGCAGCCCCACCAGCUGGCCCACCCUCGUCUUUGGUGGUCGGACCCAUGAUGGUGGCAGCCCCUCCAGCCCACGGAACCCACCAUGACCUGCGCCAUGCCUUCUCACCUGUGGCCUCAGUGGAGUCAGCCUCAGGAGAAGUUGUUGGCCCACCUAAGGUGGUCCAGCCUAGCAUUGUGGGUGCUGCCGGUCCAGCGGUCCAGCUGUGCCCAGGCAGGGUGAGACACUUCAAGAUCUAGGCUAGACUCAGUGAAGUAAGGUGUUGGCAGAGAGGACACGGCCGCCAUUUUGUCCAAGACUGGACCCAAAGCUGGCGAGCUUGUCCGCUGACAGAACAGGUGCCGUCUAACAGCUUGAAUUCCAGCUUUCUUCAUCCCUCAGAGGACAGGGGCAGAGAAGGGAUGGCCGGCAGCAGCACGGCCACCUAUGUGACGACAAACUGCCGCCGUCGUUUCUCUGCCUUCUCGCUGACCUCAUAAAAAAAACGGUUGCAACCGUGACGUUGAAAGGUGCUCUUGCCAAUCUUAUAUCUACCCAUAAAUAAAAGUGCCUGAAGGACCUUUCUUAAAUAAGAAGGUUCUGAGCCAAAA
Molecule: messenger RNA, 1463 nt
Organism: Peromyscus maniculatus bairdii (prairie deer mouse)
Lineage: Eukaryota; Metazoa; Chordata; Mammalia; Rodentia; Cricetidae
Gene: Ahsg
Product: alpha 2-HS glycoprotein
Biological process (GO): negative regulation of endopeptidase activity
Cellular component (GO): extracellular region; blood microparticle; extracellular matrix
Molecular function (GO): cysteine-type endopeptidase inhibitor activity
Source: RefSeq, a predicted model, not a curated record